Messenger RNA from Hippoglossus stenolepis (Pacific halibut), 2055 nucleotides. RefSeq lists its product as uncharacterized. The transcript is spliced from 5 exons. The record is from RefSeq and is a predicted model, not a curated record. Bases 708 to 1637 code for a protein of 309 amino acids. Gene Ontology annotation, biological process: positive regulation of GTPase activity. Gene Ontology annotation, molecular function: guanyl-nucleotide exchange factor activity; protein binding. NCBI's taxonomy places the organism in Eukaryota, Metazoa, Chordata, Actinopteri, Pleuronectiformes, Pleuronectidae. Gene Ontology annotation, cellular component: cytosol.
AUCUGACAUCAGGAAGAGUUUCUCAAUGAAACAGAAAAAUUGCAGCUGUUGAUAAAUAGAUAAACAGUUUGCAUCAGAUCAUCAGAGCGUUUGUUUUUCUCUGGUGAGAACACGUAAACGUAUUUUUAACGAAUCCUGUUCCUGGGUUGUUUUAAGAGAACAAAGUCCAACUUCAUGCAUCUUCAUGAUCAGGAUGAAGAUGCAUGAAGAAAAUCACAAUCAGACCAAAAACCUUCAAUCAUAUGUUUACACGUGGGCAGAAACCUGAUGCCCACCGGUGUGUGUUGUUUUGGCUGAAAGGCAUUGUGGGAGAUUUUUUUAUGUAUGAACUCAGCAGAGUCAGCCAAGUGCUAAUACCUUUACUUCAUACACACACACACACACAGGGUGGGGGGGAGUGUGCUAUAAAUCCUUCAGCAGCUUUACUGAGGAUUUUCUCCGUAUUAACCCUGAGAACCAGCUGGAGAAUAAGGAAGGAAGGCGUGCUGAAUGAAAACAGAUCAUUUUAUUUUUUAUUAUAUUACUUAAAGCAAAGUGGGUGAGGUGAGAUGCAGAGAAGGUGGGUUUUCUCAAGCUGAUGCCCCCCAAAAGAAAAGAAAUCUCCAAAGAACAAAUCAGCAGAAAGAAUAAACGAGGAUGCACGAAGAUGUGUUUUGCGUGAAGAUGUGGACCUGAGAAGGUUUUCAGAGACGACAGCGUGGAUCAGGAUGGGACACUCCAACGUGCCUCUCACCUACAGCUGCUCUCGUCCACAGACGGACACAUGCAGGUCCAGUGGACUGAAGCCGUACACGGUCAGCUGCAACGACAACCUGAACAACGCAUUAGGGGCCAUCAGAGUCCUUGGUCUGGAGCUGAUCGAGCACGAACUGAAACCACAUCUGAACACGGUGCUGGCCGACAUUAAGGAGGGAAAGAAAGGCGCUGCUGAGCAGGUGGUGGUCAGCGGGAUCCUGCCGAUCCUGGCUCUGUCUCUGAGGACCAGAGGGCCCCUCACUCUGCUGACGGCAAAACUAGUGGCUGAACUCGCCAAGGAAUCUGUGGUUCGUAAAGGUUUUGGCGACGCAGGCUUGGUUACGGCUCUGCUGUCGGUGUUGAUCAGCACAGACCAGGAGCUGCUCCUUCACGCCGCGAGGGCCAUCUCACGCAUGUCGUACGACAGCUCGAAGCAGCAGGAGCUGUUACUGCGUCAAGGUGCGGUGCCUCGGCUCGUCGCCAUCCUUCUUCGUUUCCCCGACAAGGAGCCUCUGGAGGAGGUUUGCCUUCAGGCCCUGUGCAGCGUCAGCGGCAUGGGGGUGGCGGAGGAGGCCGGGAUGGUCUGGGAGAGGGGAGCGUCCGUGAGGCCGGACGAGUCGGUGUUCCACGGCGUCUCUCCUCACACGUGUGGCUUUGCUUCUUCUGUGAUCCUGGUGCGAGUGUCUCGAUGGGCGCCGGGUCAACACGCGGUCAACAUCGAGGUCUUCCAGCGCUGCUCCUCCUCUUUCUGGAGCCUUCACGGGAACCAGCGGACUGCUCGCUGGUUCCCCCUCUCCAGUUGGGAGAGUUGUUCAAACCUGUACAAGAUGAUCAAGUUCCCAGGGGGGAAUGUUCCUUGGACAAAAGGUCUGAAAACUCGCAUGUUCCACACUUUUCUCUGACGGAGGAAAUGAUGACUGAACUGACAAAACCUCUCUGAUCUCACCACUGAUCCUUGAUAUCCACCAACACACCAUGAAUGUUUACAGCCAAUAAACCUGCACAUGCACACUAGGAUUUCUUUAUCUGUGCUCCUGUUGUUUUGGUUUUAUAACAACGUAGUUUAUAUGUAUUUCCUCCUUAUUGUUGUUAUUCCUUGGCUCAGUUUGUAAGUACAAUAGUUAGCUUUUCCAACAUGCACCUACUUCCAGUACAACCCAGUUGGUGGCAGUUCAUUUUAACUGGUCGAGCUCUUAGGGGACGAUGAUGUUCUGUUUGGUUUCUGUGCAAAUAGUUAAAUCAGACAUAAGGAAAAAAAGCAAAACAAAAAAACAAGAAAACCAUAAUAAUGGUGUUUGAAAAAUUAUGAAUUUAUAUCCU